Durio zibethinus is the source of this 4082-nucleotide messenger RNA. Lineage: Eukaryota; Viridiplantae; Streptophyta; Magnoliopsida; Malvales; Malvaceae. The record is from RefSeq and is a predicted model, not a curated record.
AAAAGUAAGGAGCUAAAAAAAAAAAGGAAAGUUAAAAAAAAAAAAAAUCGAGAAAACCAGAUUCUCCUUCUAAAAUGAAUUACCUUGGCGUUGUCGCCAAGCACUAAACCGUGCGACCUUCACCCAGCGCUAAACCCUAACAUUUAAUAACGCCUCAAGACCCCGGAAACCCCAACAGGAAAACCAAAGUAAAGGGGAAAGAAAACUGGAUUAAUUUGUUUAUGGAUUCCUUUUGAAAUUAGUUUCAAAUUUUCAAUGGUAGCUGCUUCAAGGUGCUUCAAGCUUCUUCUUCGAGGCAAAGGGACUUUCAAUUUCAAUUCCACUUCAAUUCGAGAUUUGGGCAACCGUCUAAUAAUCGGGUAUUACCCUCACGGUGUAAGUCAAAAGAAUUAUUUCACAUCCAUCCCAGUUGGAUUCUCUUGCAUCCGCCUAUUUUAUCCCAUUGUAAGUAAAAUCAUCGGAAAUUAUAACUCGCUUGCAACUCAGGCUGCUCCGGAUGAAGAGGAAGUGACUGAUGAAGUCUUGAAUCAAAUUCUCGCUACCUAUGAAAACACGCCAAAGUCGAGCAGGGAAAGGUGUAUUGCUUUUGUUCAUAAGCUUUGCAAAUCUGGGAAUCUUUCUAUGGCUAUUAGAUUACUGCAAUCAUUGCGUGAUAAAAAUAUCUUCAUCCCCAAUGCAUAUAAUACCCUUUUGGCGGCAGCUGCUGAAAGAAAUGAGAUUGACCUUUCGUUUCAGAUAUUCAAAGAUUUGUUAGUGUUUCAUAGACCUUUGAGCUCAACUUGUUAUCUUAAUCUUGCAAGGUCUUUUGCUAAGACUAAUGACUGUACAACAUUGAUUAGAUACGUCAAAGAAGUGUCAAAGUUAGCUUUUCCCAGUAGCACGAUAGUUAUAAACCGAAUCAUCUUUGCCUUUGCUGAAUGUAGGCAGAUAGACAAGGCUCUUUCGAUAUUUAAUCAGAUUAAUAGUUUCGGAUGCAAGCCUGAUGUGAUAACAUAUAAUACUAUUCUGGAUAUCUUAGGUCGUGCUGGUCGGGUGAAUGAAAUGGUCCAUGAAUUUGGUUCUAUGAAGGAAGCCGGCUUUGUUCCAGAUUUUAUUACUUACAAUACGUUAUUGAACAAUUUGAGGAAGGUUGGGAGGUUGGAUAUGUGCUUAGUGUUUUUCAGAGAAAUGAGUGAUAGUGGAGUUGAACCAGAUUUGCUUACUUAUACAGCAAUGAUUGAGACUUUUGGCCGAUCAGGGAACACUGAGGAAGCAUUAAGACUCUUCAGUGAGAUGAAGCAGAGGCAGAUUCAUCCAUCAAUCUACAUAUAUCGAUCCCUAAUCAGCAUUUUGAAGAAGGCAGGGAAGGUGGAUUUGGCAAUGUUUUUCUCAGAGGAGAUGAAUUCAUCUCUUUUAGACUUAGCUGGUCCAGAGGAUUUUAAACAUAAACGUAGGUAGUUAUAUAUUUGAUUCAGCGAUUGAAGUUCCAAAGAAUUAUUUUAAUGUCAUCUGGAGUACUUCAGUUUGGCUCAAAGCAGAAUAAGGUUGUGUUAGGACUUCCCAUCAUGCAUUACUACUGAUAUUGGUAUGUGUAUUCUGCUAUCCGCAUUUCCUUUUGUCCCAUCACUUAAGAAUUUUUUGUCAUCAUUUUUUUGAUACUUGAGGCUGUCAGGAUUUGAUCCCUGAUAAAAGAAUCUAAGAGUCCAACACUCUGCCAACAGACUAUGCGGCUGUUGGCAAAAUGAAUAUGAGGAGUUUAUAGGUAAUCUUAAAAUGAGAAGUAGAGGCAAGCAGAGCCAACGGCUGAGCGUACCAUGGACAACAUAUAGUUCAAAUUGGCUGAACCGAUUUUGCAUUUAAGCAUUGCAUUUAUAUACCUUGUAAUACAAAUCAGUUUUCAGUUUGCCAACGGCCAGCAUGGUUCAAAUUCAUUGCAACAUUGGAAAAGGAUCGACAGCAAUCAUCAUAGAUUUGAGAUGUCUGAAUUGUAUGCAUGUCUGAGUUGCAUGCUUAUGACGAUACCCAUAACCUUUGCUAUGAUAGUUCAAGCAACAUAAUUUAGCACUGCGUGAUGUUAGACUAUUUAUAUUAUUUUGACUCAUAGAUUUCACCUAGUUUCAUCUAUCAUCUAUGGUUUUUUUUUUUUUGGUGUAAAACAGAGUACUUGAUAAUGACCCAAAAUAAUGUGAUACUCUCCUUAAUGGUGGCCAGUGAGCUUUGUAACUAGAUGCUUUUAUUUUGGAGUAUAUAUCAAGUUUAUGAAACAAGGUCGAGUCAACUAAAGAGACAAAUGUAUGAUGUAACAUCGACAAUUUUUUAGACGAUGGCAAAAGAGCUUAGGAUCCUUCACUCUUUUCUCUUGAUAUCUAUGUCUUCUCUCAUCUGCAAGGAUAUCUAGCACGAGUAAGCUGAUAUAUGUGGCUAUUGGACAGCGAAUGGCCAAGCCGCAAUUUGAACCAUUUCUAACAUGCUUAUUGCUUUAUUUUUACUCGUAUCAUUCGGGAAAUCUGGAUAGAAAGGAACCAGCGUAUAUUUAGGGGAAACAGAACAGAGGUUGACGUUGUAGGGAGUAUUUUGCUAUGAACCAGGGAAUCACAAGAACCAGCCUCCCGUUGUUUACUCCUAUCCGAUGGGACGCGCCACUGGAAGGCUGGUGUAAACUCAACACUGAUGUUUCAUCUAUUGGAAAUCCUGGCAAAGCUGGUGCGGGUGUUAUCAUUCGAGACCAUGAAGGAAAAUGGAUGAUUGGGUCGUCUAGGUUUAUCGGAUAUUCUUCCAACAUCAUGGCAGAAACAUGGGCUGUUAAAGAUGGACAGCUUUUGGCUAUAGACAGCUAGAAAUUUGAAGACUUGGAGUUGAGCUUGAAGCCUCCGUUAUUGUUUCUACGCUCCGAAAUUGGUCAUCCUUUCACCCAUGUUUACAUCCCUUAAUCUCUGACUGCAGGAAACUCAGAGGAAUUUAAACAGCAGCGAAUCUUGCCUGCCUCCUAGGAAGGAAAUGGGCGUGCAGAUGCUCUUGCUUGUUUUGGAAGUAGGUAUUUAUGUAAUAGUGUUCUCUGUAAUGGAAGUAGGCAUUUGUGUACUAGUGUUCAUUGUAAUGAACUUGUGAAGUCUACUUCGUAAUUUCUACAAGCUCAAAGUAAUGCUCCCCAAGUCUUUGCAGUUGGCUACAUAGAUUUUAUAAGCCUUGUACAACCUCCACGCUCCACUCAAUGCAUCAACUAAAUAUGGAUAAUGAUCAGCACUGGCUUCAACUAAUAAUACUUAUGAAUUCUAUCAAAAUAAUCCAAUGUUUCAUCACCAAUGCAGCAUGGCUACAUGCUUAUAAUACCCCAAGAAAAGUAAUGUCAUCAGGCCACACUUUAGCCAGGUUUGCAUAAAGUGGAAGUGCAAGAAGGCCUCCAUGCGGUUGCCUUAAUUCACGUGAGAGGUUAACUGUUUUGUUAAAGACAGUAGAUGCAAGCCAACAAUGUUUGGGUGUGUGGAAUGCAAGAGAUUUAUUAUUCUUUCUAGAAGUGAAAAAAACUGAAGCAAUGGAUGUUGGCAGACAUUAGUUAAUGUUAAAAGUUAUAACAUGAAAUUUUGACUAGCAAAAGUAAGCAUAAUACAUUGAUCUUCUUCAAGGAAGCAAUACCAUACAGUAAAGAAGCUCAAUACAAAUGGAAUCAACCGAAAGUGAGGGAUGGAUUUUAUCCAAAAAUCAUAUGUAAUUGUAAAACUCAACAAGUGACAUUGACCUGGUGAAGCCAGUAGGACAUUUGGACAGUCAAUCUCUGGAUUAAAGAACCAACCCAGUUGGAAAGUCAAUCUAGGACUCCCAUGUUUGUCUGAGAGUUCAAUUAUAAAAAUAAAGAAAUCACCUCUAGUUUUGACCAAAUAUAGGACACUUGCAUAUCAUUGCUAUGUUGUUUGAAUACAACUUCCUCUCCCUAUAAAAUCUAAUGAACACUGAAGAAUUUUAAAUAACAACAGUCUCUAAAUAAACUGAAGAAUUUUAAAUAACAACAGUCUCUAAAUAAACUGAAGAAUCCAGUUAAUACCUGCAAAUUUUACAAAAAAGAAAUUUAGUGCUGUUAUUUAACUCCGAUCUCGUAAAAAAAAAAA